This is a messenger RNA of Mesoplodon densirostris (Blainville's beaked whale), 1835 nucleotides long. RefSeq names its product melanoma antigen preferentially expressed in tumors-like. The transcript has 4 exons. Gene Ontology annotation, cellular component: cytoplasm. The record is from RefSeq and is a predicted model, not a curated record. The coding region runs from base 93 to 1511 and encodes 472 amino acids. Gene Ontology annotation, biological process: negative regulation of DNA-templated transcription; negative regulation of cell differentiation; negative regulation of apoptotic process. NCBI's taxonomy places the organism in Eukaryota, Metazoa, Chordata, Mammalia, Artiodactyla, Ziphiidae.
CUGUCUGGGUUCUCCACCUGGUCUUAGGACUGAGCACCCUGCCAACCACAUCAGAGCUGUUUCCACAGGAUUCCUGUUGGAGCAGAGUCAGAAUGAGUGUCUGGAACCCACCCAGACUCCUGGGCCUGGCGGGAAAGAGCCUGCUGAGGGAUGAGGCCUCAAACAUCACUGCUCUGGAGUAUCUGCCCAUCGAGCUCUUCCCCCCACUGUUCAUGGAAGCAUUCUAUGGGAGUCGCAGUGAGACCCUGAAGGCCAUGGUGCAAGCCUGGCCCUUUGUCCGCCUGCCUCUGGGGGGCCUGAUGAAGAUACCUCAUCUGGGAACCUUACAAGCAGUGUUGGCUGGGCUUGAUAUCCUGCUUGCCCAGAAGGAUCGCCCCAGGAGGUGCAAACUGCAGGUGCUGGAUUUAAGGCAUACUGGACAAGACUUCUGGAGAAUGUGGUCUGGAGAUAGGGCCCAUGGGUACUCAAGCACUCUGAUGGCACCAGUGGCUGAGGACAGGUCAAAGGCAGAGCAGUCCUUGGCUCCUGUGGUGGUGUUCAUAGAACUUCACCUCAAAGAAAGGACCAUGGAUAGAUUCCUCACCUACCUCAUCAGGUGGGUGGAGGAGAGGAAAGCUUCCAUACACCUGUGCUGUAAGAAGCUGAGGAUUCUUUCAAUGCCCAUGGAAAAUAUUAUGAAGGUCCUGAGUAUGGUGCAACUGGACUGUAUCCAGGAGGUGCAAGUGAAUUGCACCUGGCACCUGUCCACCCUGGCCAUGUUUGCUCCUCUCCUGGGCCAGAUGGGUAAUGUGCAGAGACUCCUUCUCUCCCACAUCCACAUCGCUGCACUUGAGGAGCAGGAAGAGCAGCACGUUGUCCAAAUUACCUCUCAGUUCCUCAGGCUGCACCACCUCCGGGAUCUCCAUCUGGAAUCUCCCUCCUUCCUUGAAGGCUGUCUGGAUGAGAUGCUCAGGUGUCUGACAACCCCCUUGGACAACCUUGCAAUAACUCACUGCCUCCUUUCGGAUUCAGACUUGAGCCAGCUGUCCCAGUGUUCGAACAUCAGUCAGCUAAAGGGACUGGAUCUGAGUGGCGUCUCCCUGACCUACUCUAGUCCUGAGCUACUCCCCGUUCUGUUGGAGAAAGUUGCAGCCACCCUCCAGGAACUGUACUUAGAUCAGUGUGGGAUCAUGGACUCCCAUCUUGAGGCCAUCCUUCCUGCCUUGAGCCAUUGCCCCCAGCUCAUGUUCUUCAGCCUGCGUGGAAACCUCAUCUCCAUGGUCAUCAUGGAGAAACUUCUGCGACACACCUCCGGGCUGCCCAGUUUAAGUCAAGAGCUGUAUCCUGUCCCUCAGGAGAGUUACAGCUCUCAGGGAAUCCUCCAACCUGGGAGAAUUGCACAGUGUCGGGCUGAACUGUUUGAGAUUCUGAGAGUCUUAGGACGUCCCAGGAUCAUCUGGAUUAGUUCCAGCCCCUGUCUGCACUGUGGAGAUAACACAUUCUAUCAUCCCCAGCCCAUCAUAUACUGCUGAAAUACCCCUAACUACUUGGGUGCGUCUAUCAAAAGCUUUCUUCUGAGCACUUGGAAACUGAAAUCUAGGACAUAGUUGAAUCAUAAAGGGAAAACAGACCCAUGGUUUCAGACAUCUGUUCAAUAUGAAUAUGAAAAGAAAAAGUGAUUAAGCGAGGGUGCAGAAUUGCAGAGGGAAAAGUUAACUCUGAGAGGUAAUAGGCCUUUAGGGGACAUGUGUCCUAUAGAGUCAGAAAUAUGAAUCUAAAUUUCUUUAGGUGGAUUCCAGCUUGAGACACAUAUGUUGGAGUUCUCCCUGGGUUGAUUUUGUAAAGAAAUGGUCAGA